GUGCUUCAGUUCAGUACAUCACAUUAUGACCUCUAACCAUUGAUGGCUUAAUUUAUUUUAUUUUGUAUUUAUUUAUUUACUUUUUUGCAACACAAAUGGCUCUUCUUUUGGCCUUGUUAUGUCUCACAAGUGUUGCAGAUGUAUUAGGAAAGCAAAGGAUAAAUUCAGAAAAUAUAACACGGAUUCUAGACCGACUUCUUGAGGGUUAUGACAAUCGACUGCGCCCGGGAUCUGGAGUCUCUGUAACUGAGGUCAAAACAGACAUAUUCGUCACAAGUUUUGGACCAGUGUCUGAUGUUAAGAUGGAGUUCACCAUGGAUAUGUUUUUCCGCCAAAUGUGGGUUGACGAGAGGUUAGCCUUUCAGGGGCCCGUCGAAAUCUUGCCUUUGAACAAUCGCAUGGUGGACAAGAUCUGGACGCCAGACACGUUUUUUCGCAAUGCAAGGACGUCACUCGCACACAACAUGACGUCUCCUAACAAGCUGUUUCGAAUCAUGCAAAACGGAACGGUCUUUUACACUAUGAGGCUGACUGUAAGUGCAGUAUGUCCAAUGGUGUUGAUGGACUUUCCUAUGGAUGGACACACAUGUCCUCUCCUGUUUGGAAGCUAUGCUUACACUAAUCGUGAAAUCGUCUACACGUGGAGGAAGGGUCUUCAAGCAUCAGUAGAUUUUCCUCCAGAAUCAUCAAGCUUACUUCAGUAUGAUCUUGUGGGCCAGACCUUGUUCAGUGAAACAUAUAAAUUCAGCACAGGUCUGUAUUCUGUCCAGGUUGUCCAUUUCUAUCUUCAGAGGAAGCUUGGCUACCAUCUCAUCCAAACGUACAUCCCAUUGAUUAUGGUGGUUGUGCUGUCACAAGUCGCAUUCUGGAUCAACAAGGAGUCUGUCCCGGCUCGAACAGUGGCUGGAAUCACCACUGUGCUCACCAUGACCACUCUGAGCAUCAGCGCCCGCUCCUCGCUACCCAAAGUCUCCUACGCCACCGCCAUGGACUGGUUCAUCGCCGUCUGCUUUGCCUUCGUGGCUUCGGCCCUCGUCGAGUUUGCCGCAGUUAACUACUUUGCCACGCUCGAGGCCAACAGGGAAAAACGCCGGCUCUCCAGGGCCUCCGUUCUGGAGUCCAUAGCCCAGGGCAGCGACGACGAGUCGGAGACGCCUCAGUCUGAUACCAGUGGCUUUAGCCUCAGAAGACGAGCGAACUCUGUGUCCGAGGCGCCUAGGACUCACAUUCCCAUCUUCCUUCAGGGCUCGGCUGUCCCACCCAACAUGAUGCUGGCAGGCACCAGUGCCAUAGACAAAUACUCCCGCGUCCUCUUCCCUCUGGCCUUUGGGAUCUUCAACCUCAUCUACUGGUACAUCUACCUCAGCAAAGACACCUUGGAAAAGCCUAGGUCUGUGGUCUGAUAACUGCUGACAGACAGAAAAACUACUACUCUACAUCAAGGAGGGAGUUUUUAAUAUUUAUUAUUACAUUGUGUUCUUUCUUUCGGUUUUAUUAGAAUGUAAUUAGUUAUAAAGAGGGAGAACCACAGAGAGCAAUGAGAUAAAAUGUGUGCUCACGUCCUAGUAGAGCUCAAAUUAACAAAUUAACUAUUUUUUCUGAGAAAAUUAUCUUGUACCUUCUGAUCACUGUCAUGCGGAAACGCUCAAAAUGGUGUUGAUUCGGCAGUAAAAUCUAGUUACCUUGUAAUAUUUC
This is a messenger RNA of Sinocyclocheilus anshuiensis, 1695 nucleotides long. RefSeq names its product gamma-aminobutyric acid type A receptor subunit alpha6a (gene gabra6a). Gene Ontology annotation, molecular function: GABA-A receptor activity; extracellular ligand-gated monoatomic ion channel activity. Gene Ontology annotation, biological process: monoatomic ion transmembrane transport. The coding region runs from base 96 to 1403 and encodes 435 amino acids. Lineage: Eukaryota; Metazoa; Chordata; Actinopteri; Cypriniformes; Cyprinidae. Gene Ontology annotation, cellular component: membrane. The transcript has 9 exons. The record is from RefSeq and is a predicted model, not a curated record.